AUGUCUUCAACAUCGCCUGCCGUUAUACGUUCAUCUGGCGUUGUCUCCCCACCUAACACCCAGGAUGCAUCUCAGAAUAUCACAACGACAGAUAGGCUAGUGCUCGACUAUCUGCGAUCUAGAGGUCACAAACCAGCAGAAAAGGCGUUUUUGGAGUCCCUCGGAAGCGUUCCCUCGGAUGAUAACGCAGGACAGUCAGAGAACCUGUUAUCUUCUGAAAACCUGAUCAAGAACCUGGCUAUUCAUGUCCAAAAACCGUCUCGUCCUGGUGAGAACCUUCUCAAGGAAGGUUCGAAUGUGUUAAAAGAGCUCACUGCAAUGGGAAACCCACCCACUGUUCAAAAUCUUAUCGCCAAUAUUGGUCCCGUUGGUGCCGAGGAAAUCCUAUCCCUUGAUCCAACCGAUAAAAAAGAGGGAUUCAGAGAACUGGAAUCGUGGGUUGACGGUUCUCUGGAUAUGUAUAGGCCUGAAUUCCGACCCAUAUUGUUCCCUAUAUUCUGUCAUUUUUAUCUUGACCUAGUCCAACACGGAUUCAGGGAAGCCGCCUCAAGCUUCUAUUAUACUUUCUCACCAUCUUUAUUGCCCAUGCAUCAUAUCACUCUGCGUCAUCUUUCGACUUUGCUUCUACCUUCUCAUGUCCAAAACGAUGAAGUUGCCCAGCAUUUUCGGAAUGAAAAGUAUGUUGUGAAAAUGACACGUUCAGGAUUCAGCCUUCUCGUGGGAUGGCUCAUUGAGGGUGUUGGAGGAGAGGCACCUGGUCAUGGCGACGGUUUUACCGGAGAGCGAAGUAAGAGAGGAAGAGCGGCAGUAAUGCGCGUGGUGAAUAACCAUCUACGAUUCGAUGUAACAUCGACCACAACGAUGGUGUCGAACAGUGCUUGGGAGGAGUCCACAGGGCUUUUAUCUUCCUUCGUUCCUCAGACCAGUGGCAGUGUAUCAUCUCCGAGUCCGCAGGCUUUCAAUGCACUCAAAGGCGAGUUAAAACUUGGUCCUGCACCCAUACCUGAAGAACUCCGGACGGAGACUGAGCGGGUCCUCAGAGAACAAGCCAUGGUAGAAAGGGACCCAGGGGCACAGUAUGACCUCCAUUAUUCAAGACCAGCUGCUGUACAAGGACUCGUUGCACCGACAGAAUCCGAUUUACUACCACAUCCCACCUCAUUCAAGGCAAUCGAUAUCCAAAGAGAAGUGGAAAAAGUUCGCGAUGCGAGAAAACGCAUUCGGCUCGACCCUUCCGUUCUGAACUCCACCGACUUGAACAUGGUCCAAAAUAGCGCUGCUGUCCGAGCACGUGGUCUGCCGAGUAUAUGUGCUUAUACUCUACAUGACGUUGGUGAAGGAGCGCCGAUUUGCGCCUUUUCUCCCGAUGUCACUCUCAUGGCUGCUGGUUUUUCAGAAUCUUAUAUCCGACUGUGGAGUCUUAAAGGCGAAAACUUGCAAGCUCUCCCUGGCAAUGAUCUCCCGGACUCCAUACGGGGUGGUGGUCCUUUUCGUCAGACCCAAGAUACAGAAGCAGGCACUACAUCACGGAAGCUAGUCGGUCACAGCGGAGCAGUUUACGCACUUUCCUUUGAUCCUCUCAGCGGUUCUGCCGCCCCACCGAGAUAUCUUCUCUCAGGCUCGGCCGAUUCUACUGUGCGUCUUUGGUCACUGGAUACAUUCACAAAUGUUGUCGCAUAUCGCGGCCAUCAAAAUCCAGUUUGGGACGUGCAGUGGAGUCCCAUAGGGAUCUAUUUUGCUACCGCAAGUCGAGAUAAGACCGCAAGGCUUUGGUCCACAGAUCGCGCGUCUUGCCUCCGUAUUUAUGCUGGUCAUCUGAGCGAUGUAGAUUGUAUUAGAUUUCAUCCUAAUUCGCUGUACCUUGCGACUGGGUCUAGUGACUGGACAGCCCGGUUGUGGGAUGUUCAGGGGGGUUCAUGUGUACGCGUUUUUAUUGGGCAUCAAGGGCCAGUUUCGACUCUUGCGAUAAGCCCGGACGGGCGUUAUCUUGCCAGUGCAGGAGUGGACCUUUCCAUCAGCUUGUGGGAUCUAGGCUCUGGUCGCCGGAUUAAGAAAAUGACAGGGCAUACAUCUGCAAUAUACUCACUAUCUUUCAGUGCUGAAUCUUCAGUACUAGUGAGCGGAGGGGCAGACUGGACGGUUCGAUGCUGGGAUGUUAAAGCGGCUGGUUGCUCCGAGGCUCCACGAGAAAAUGCGGAACCGGAAGUGCCUUCCAAAUCACUAGCUUGUAGCUCGGACUUGAUGGCUACCUUUUCUACUAAACAAACGCCCAUCACCAAUGUCCACUUCACACCCCGAAACCUUUGCCUAGUUGCAGGCAACUAUGUACCCGUUGACUAUAGAUGA
This is a messenger RNA of Serpula lacrymans var. lacrymans S7.9, 2346 nucleotides long. RefSeq lists its product as uncharacterized. The record is from RefSeq and is a predicted model, not a curated record. Gene Ontology annotation, molecular function: protein binding; RNA polymerase II general transcription initiation factor activity. The transcript has 8 exons. NCBI's taxonomy places the organism in Eukaryota, Fungi, Basidiomycota, Agaricomycetes, Boletales, Serpulaceae. Gene Ontology annotation, cellular component: transcription factor TFIID complex. Gene Ontology annotation, biological process: transcription initiation at RNA polymerase II promoter. Bases 1 to 2346 code for a protein of 781 amino acids.